GAGAAAAAAUGCAAGAUCUUCGAGUAGAAGCAUACACUACAAGCGGCAAAAUCCACGCUCACGUGACCUGUCCUAUUUGCGAUGACAGUCGGCAAUCUAAAAUUUCCCUCAACAUGGACACAACAGGCAGUUGGCAUAUUUUCGCUUUCAAACGGCACUGUAAAACAUUUCACAUCCAGACACCGCACUCAUCUAAACAGAAACGUCGUAGUGUCACACCAGUUGCUACUGACGAUGCUAACGAGAACAAUUGUCCAAUAAAACGACCUUCCCUGGAAUCGACUGGUAUCGGAACUGCAUGUGGUAUAUUAAAGCGUUUAAAUGAAGUGGUGCACACAAACUUCUAAGCCAAUUGAAUGUUUCAGACUUUGAACUUACGACGUCUAGUAUGGAUCCACCUCAUCUGGAUACAGCUGGUACGGAAAUAGAUCCGCUGCACCUCGAUGAAGCAGAAACCGACAUUGGACCUGCAGAAUACCUUGACGACACCGUAAGCUCAAGUACAGGCGAUAUACAGGCCGAAAAACAUCACGAGUAUAGUGUUUCUGAUACCAAGGGCAAAUAUUUUGAUGAAACCGUGUUUGACUCCCAAGAUGAUUACCAUGGUGAUGCUAUGGAGGAACACGAGAACGAUAACUGGGAUCGAAACACUAAGGAGCACGGAUACGCAAAAGAACACGAGAGCAAAGAUGUUAAGGAGAGCUCAAAAGACCACGAAAUCGUAGAAGAACAAGUGGAACAAAAACAUGAAGGUCAUUCAACCACUACAAGUAAUAACAUAAUUUAAAUAAACUAAAUAAAUCCAGUGCCGUCCAUACUAGGUGGAUAAUUUAUAGAGGGAGAGGAUUUUGGAAAAGUCCAUGCUUAUCCAAGGGAAGGGGAGAAGCUGUUCAAAAUUCAAGAUUGGUCUGUCCACGUGGCAUAUGAACGGUCUCUAAUAACAAGAGUCGUACAGUGUGUAUUCUUAAAUAAAAAUCUAUUAACAUAAUCUUCAGGAUACCCGGAAAAUUAUACUGGAAGCCAAUUCAUUGAACAUGUCAGAAGAAAAAGUUCAAGCCCUCUUCUUGACUUACAUGUUCAGAUGGAUUCGAGAUCAAAAUUAUGUAAGCCGAAUGGAAUACGGUACACGGAACCUGAGCUAGAUGCAGCUGCAUACGAAUUGAUGGCGGGUGGCAAUAGCAACUAUCAAUUUAUAAAGGCAAAUAUGCAGCUGCCUAGCUCAAAAACAUUGAAGCGACAUAUCGCAAAGCAUACUACAGAGACUCAGGAAGGAAUCCUAAUGGUGACACCUCUACUGAAGUAUUUGAACGCGCACAAUUAUCCUCUAGUAGUUGCCUUAAGCGAAGAUGGAACAACGCUUUCGCCCAACCCAGAAUACGAUUCAAGAAAUGACUCAAUUCGUGGCCUGGUGGCUCCGUUGAACCAUUCCGGUAUGCCUGAACAGAAUACAUUUAAUGCCAGCACGGUUGAGAAAAUGAUUAAUGACCUUGAGCGCUAUUCUGUCGGUGAAUACCUUUAUAUUGUAAUGGCAACACCAAUGGCCGUUGGAGCAUCACCAUUCUGCAUUUUAUAUAUGUGCAGUGAUAACAAGUUCACACAUGACCAAGUCAUUUCACGUUGGAAUCAUAUAGAAUCCGAGCUACUAAAAGCUGGAAUAACUGUCAUUGCUAACGCGUCCGAUGGUGAUCCGCGGCUUCUCAUGGCUAUGAGACAAAGAUCAACUCUUCAUACACUUCACGUGGGAUCGGAAUCGCAAUAUGGUCCCCAUUUUGCUAUGAAUAACGAUUUCAAAGCUAUUUCCAUUCAGGACAGUAUUCACUUAGUUAAUAAAUUUCGACAUUCUUUGCUAGAUCCAAAAAAGCAAAUGCGCUUAGGAGACUACGUAAUUUCAUCAGCUGUUCUCAAACAAAUGAUGGAAAAUGGUCAAAAAUUGAUUCACAAAUUAAACCCUUCAGAUUUGAACGCGGCGGACCGAAUGAAAUUUGACCCAUCACUGAAACUGAUGUCUUUGGAUCUUAUAGACCAUCUUAUCGAUGUGGUACCUGGCAGCAUUGGAACUGCUACUUAUAUACAAAUAAUGCGUCAUGCAUAUUUGGCUUUCAACGAUGAGCAUAUGUGUCCUACUGAACGAAUAACUUCGAUAUGGACUGCUUUGUUAUUUGUAAGGGCAUGGCGCCAAAUUUGCAUAAGCAAUAGAAAAACACUGAAGGACUGCCCAACAUCAAACGUGUAUCAUUGUUUGGAGUUAAACGCACAUGGCUUGGUAAAAUUCAUUGUCAGGUGCCGACAAGCCGAUAGCACAGAGCAAUUCAUAAUUACUCACUUAUCUAGUCAGCCAUGUGAAACAACAUUUCGGGAGCUUCGUUCGAUGACGACUGUCAACCAUACGGCAGUCAAUUUCACAAUGAAGGAAGUUGAGCAAAGAAUGCAGAAGGUGCAAAUGAAGUUGCUGAUUGUGCAUCGAAGAAAAGCAGACCUAAACUUUCCUUGUCUGCAAAAACAGCAGCUAAAAUGCCAAAAAACAACCAAUCACGAUCUUCCUAACGACGAUCAAAUCCGUCUGGCCAUCGACACAGCUGCGAAAGAUACGGAACAUUUAUUAACCUGUCUAGGAGUUGAAAAUCAUGAAAUUGAUUUCAGGGAGAGUAUGACCAGAAAUUCCAAAACAGAAACCGAAUUUGAGUUUGUCUCGAUUGAGAGCUCCGAGGUCGCCAACGAUUCAAUUGAUUCAGCAUGCAAAGAUGCAUGCGAACUAAACGAAUAUCAAAUUACAGAUGGAAUUAGCAGUGAAGCGGAAGUUGAAAGUUCCUCGUUGAAUGAAAAUUCAAUGAAACAUAUAAUUGAGGAUGCAGAGAAAAUCUUUUCCAAUGCAGGUGGAGAGCUACUUCUACGCCAAUGUUCAUCCGAGAAUAAUCGAAACGUUUUCUACGUAAAAGGGAUAAACGGUAAAGUUAUAAGUAUUAAAAAAUCCACAAUGCUAUGGAUGCUUUCAUCGGGGCGUUUUAAAAGAUCCAACGACCGCUUGAGACGGUUCCAUCAAAUAAGAAUGCUUGCACCAAAAGAUUCAUCUAACCAAAACUGCAUUAAACAUGAGAUCAGUACCGGAGAUUGGAUUGCAUUACAAGGACACAUGGUUUGCCAUGUAACAAACUUCCAAUACCAAACAGGUAAAUUGAAAACUUGUCCACUCACCACUAUACCUAGAGAGUGUCCAGCGAAUGUAGAGAAAAGAGGUAUUUUUCUUCUGGGAAACUUCUACACUGUGUCUUCGGUUGGAUGCUUAAGUCUCAACAAUAAGAAACAUCAAAAAUCGGAUAUCGACCACUACGUUACACACAUCAAAGCACCGAACAGCAAGCUUUCUUUGUCAAGUGACACAUUGUCUCAUCUACAAACAUAUAAACUGGUUUAAAAAAA
Molecule: messenger RNA, 3417 nt
Organism: Aedes albopictus (Asian tiger mosquito)
Lineage: Eukaryota; Metazoa; Arthropoda; Insecta; Diptera; Culicidae
Exons: 6
Coding region: 1082-3412 (776 amino acids)
Source: RefSeq, a predicted model, not a curated record